Molecule: messenger RNA, 1854 nt
Organism: Oldenlandia corymbosa var. corymbosa
Lineage: Eukaryota; Viridiplantae; Streptophyta; Magnoliopsida; Gentianales; Rubiaceae
Source: the annotation of a GenBank genome assembly
AUGGAUGCCGAUUACGGAAUUCCCAGAGAGCUUUCUGAUCUGCAAAAGCUCCGUUCUCAAUACCAACCAGAGCUUCCUCCUUGCCUUCAGGGGACUACUGUUCGUGUUGAAUUUGGCGAUGCGACUACUGCUGCUGACCCAGCAGGUGCUCACACCAUAAGUCGCUCCUUCCCUCAUACAUAUGGUCAGCCUUUGGCUCACUUCCUUAGGGCUUCAGCCAAGGUUGCUGAUGCUCAGAUCAUCACUGAUCACCCUGCCAUUAGAGUUGGUAUAGUUUUCUGUGGCAGACAAUCUCCCGGAGGCCACAAUGUUGUUUGGGGUCUUCAUGAGGCUAUUAAAAUUCACAACCCCAAAAGUGUUUUACUUGGAUUUUUGGGUGGUUCUGAAGGUUUAUUUGCUCAAAAGACCAUAGAAGUCACCGAUGAAGUUCUUGCCACUUAUAAAAACCAAGGUGGUUACGAUUUACUUGGAAGGACAAAAGAUCAAAUCAGAACUACCGAGCAGGUCAAUGCUGCAUAUGAAGCAUGCAAAGCUUUGAAGUUGGAUGGCCUCGUUGUCAUUGGAGGGGUAACUUCAAACACGGACGCUGCUCAGCUUGCCGAAACAUUUGCUGAAAGAAAAUGCCAGACAAAGGUAGUGGGUGUCCCUGUUACACUCAAUGGAGAUUUAAAGAAUGCAUUUGUUGAGACAAAUGUAGGUUUUGACACAAUCUGCAAGGUUAACUCCCAGCUCAUUAGCAAUGUCUGUACUGAUGCUCUCUCUGCAGAGAAGUAUUAUUAUUUCAUCCGACUCAUGGGCCGAAAGGCAUCACACGUUGCCUUGGAAUGCACCCUUCAGUCGCAUCCAAACAUGGUAGUUCUUGGUGAGGAAGUGGCUGCAUCAAAACUUACACUUUUUGACAUAACCAAUAAAAUUUGUGAUGCAGUUCAAGCUAGAGCUGAACAAGACAAGUACCAUGGUGUGAUUUUAUUGCCAGAGGGGCUUAUAGAAAGCAUUCCUGAAGUAUAUGCUUUAUUACAGGAAAUCCAUGGUUUGCUCAGACAAGGUGUUUCCGUUGAUAGCAUUUCCUCUCAGUUGUCACCUUGGGCAUCUGCAUUGUUUGAAUUCUUACCACCUUUUAUAAAGAAACAGCUUCUCCUCUAUCCAGAAUCUGAUGAUUCUGCACAGUUAUCCCAGAUUGAGACGGAGAAACUCCUUGCACAUCUUGUUGAAGUUGAAAUGAACAGGCGAACGAAAGAAGGAACUUACAAGGGAAAGAAAUUCAAUGCAAUCUGCCACUUUUUUGGUUAUCAAGCUCGUGGUUCUUUACCAUCCAAGUUCGACUGUGAUUAUGCCUAUGUUCUUGGUCAUAUCAGCUAUCAUAUUCUGGCUGCUGGUUUAAAUGGCUACAUGGCAACUGUGAAUAACCUUAGAAACCCAGUCAACAAGUGGCGUUGUGGUGCUGCUCCAAUAACAGCUAUGAUGACCGUUAAGCGCUAUGGUCGUGGUGCUGGAACACAAUCCCUUGGAAAACCUGCCUUGCAUCCUGCAACUGUGGAUUUGAAGGGCAAAGCUUACGAGUUGCUGAGCCAAAAUGCGACAAAGUUUUUAUUGGACGAUGUCUAUAGAAACCCUGGACCACUUCAAUUUGAUGGACCUGGUGCAGAUGCUAAACCUGUAAGCUUGUGUGUCGAGGAUCAGGAUUAUAUGGGUCGCAUCAAGCAAUUGCAAGAAUAUCUUGACAAGGUGCGUACCAUCGUGAAGCCUGGAUGCUCUCAAGAUGUUCUUAAAGCUGCCCUAAGUGCCAUGUCGUCAGUGACUGACAUUUUGUCCGUGAUGUCCUCACCAUCAAAUGUUGGGAAUACGCCCUUUUAA